Molecule: messenger RNA, 1137 nt
Organism: Pochonia chlamydosporia 170
Lineage: Eukaryota; Fungi; Ascomycota; Sordariomycetes; Hypocreales; Clavicipitaceae
Product: survival factor 1
Exons: 4
Coding region: 1-1137 (378 amino acids)
Biological process (GO): response to oxidative stress
Cellular component (GO): cytoplasm
Source: RefSeq, a predicted model, not a curated record
AUGUUCAAUUGGGCGAAGCAACAGUUGGCCAACGUCGCCGGCACUCAGGAGCCCAUCUACGGCCCGUCUGCGAUCAAGUCGGUGGCCGAAGAAGGCAAAGAGACUCCUUUUACCGAACUUACCCGCGAUGACUUGAAGUGGACGGCCAUGGAGUCGACCUGUGUCGAGACCCAGAGCUUCUAUCUGAUGUCGGACGACGGCCACAUCGGUCUUGCGCAGGUCAUCUACAGCAACGUUGCUGGCGUGCGAACGACUUGCCAGUUCAACUCCAAGGUCUUCUCCAAAGAUCCUUCCAAGCCCCACCUGUGGUGUUCAACCCCUCUGAACAACUUUGAAUUCAACGAAGACAAGACGGCCUGCUAUGCCGACGACUGCGCGCUCGAGCUCUCCGAAGACGGAAACGAAUACACCAUCAAGAGCAUGAACGAUGAAAAGUCCAUCGUUAACCUCAAGAUUACCCGCACAGCUCCGGGUUUCAAGGCUGGCAAGAGCGGCACCACCCAGUACGGAACUGAUCUCGAAAAUCCCUGGGGAAGCAUCCGCCACGUCUUCUGGCCACGAUGCGCCGCCGAGGGCACCAUCACCACACCCGAUGGCCCCGUCGACUUCAAGGGCAGGGCCAUGUACUCGUUCGCUCUGCAGGGUAUGAAGCCGCACCACGCCGCUGGCAAGUGGAACUUUGCCAACUUCCAGGGGCCCAACUACUCUGCCAUCAUGAUGGAGUUCACCACCCCUCCCUCGUACGGCUCAACCGUGGUCAAUGUUGGCGGCAUUGUCAACGACAAGCAGAUCAUCACGGCCGGUCCUGGCCACGAGGCUAUCCACACCGAGGUUAAGAACGACUCGGAAAACGAGUGGCCCGAGCCCAGCUCUGUCAAGUUUGAAUGGACAGGCAACGAGAAGGAUGCCAAGCCGACCAGUGCCGUACUGGAAGGUCCUCUCGGAGACCGAACGGACCGUGUGGACGUCAUGGCCGAGGUGCCUGGCUUUGUCAAGACGAUUGUAGCCGCCGCUGCUGGUACGAAGCCGUAUAUUUACCAGUACGCACCAAAAAUGACGCUCAAGCUCAAGAUUGGCGACGAAGAAAUCACCGAAGAAGGCCAGCUAUUCAUGGAGGCUACGUUCAUCACAGAAUAG